Symbiodinium sp. CCMP2456 is the source of this 1086-nucleotide messenger RNA. NCBI's taxonomy places the organism in Eukaryota, Dinophyceae, Suessiales, Symbiodiniaceae. The record is from the annotation of a GenBank genome assembly.
AUGCCCACACCGGGGGACUCGGAUGAUCAGGCUAUCUAUGGCGAUGGCGGCUACUCCAAGCUAUCCGGUGCCACCUUUGCUUGCCAAGCUCGUAGCUUUGGGAGGUUGGGGCAAUACUGGGACUCCUCCGCAUGGGUAUCUGCCCAACUGGCCCGCAAACUCCCCCCUCGCUUGGGCUGGGAGUCCACCUCGCUCUCAAUGGUUUGUGCAUUGUGUUUUCGCCGUGCAGACCAGUGGCACCUGCUAGUGUUCGACCGCAGCGCACUGUUCUCGUCCAUGCGGGCACGCAUGGACGGGCUCCGCGCCCACCCCUUCUUGCGCGUUUUCUCGCGCCUUGCUUUUGUUGCAGAUGGUGUCGUAGGUGUAGACAUCCGUAAUCACCAGUCAAGCUCUUCUCUCCCAUUCCCGGUGCUGACACAGGGCAAUGAAGCGCAGGACGCAGGCUGCGGCAAAUACAUGGGCGGAGCAGGCCGGAUGGCCUUCUGCCCGCACUUGCCCAUUGUGCGUAUCUGUGCCUGGCACUCCGAGGAUAUUGAAGCUGAGCUCGCAGCGGGUAUAGGCCAGGAGGCUCACCUGCAAGCGGAUGUCAACGGCAGCAGUGCCACUGCAUGCUCACGCGAGUCGGGGUCUGACCUCGCCUACCGCGGUGCUUUCCCAAAGGCCAUGGGCGCUGCUAUUUACCAACUGUCCCCUCCAGAAUUGGAAGCGAUGGCAAACCAAGAACUGGAGCAGUUCGCCACCCUCCGGCAAUCGAGGGCUCUCCAAUCUGAACUUUGCAUCCUCUCGCAGUCUAGGCGCAGGGCGCUACCGGCCAUCCAGUUUGCUCAGCGGCUUAUGCUGGGCCUGCGAUGUGUCCGGAGUGCGUACCAAGCUCGCCUUUCGGCGUGGCUCCACCUCGCCAGCAUCGCCCUAGCCGAUCCAGCCCCUCCCGGCGAAGAGGUUGAGUCUCCACCUGAUCUACGUAUAUUGAUCCACCCGCCCACUCGUGACCUGCAGCGUUGGUUAGCAUCUCCUCAAGGUACUGCCCUCGUGCGGGAGAUCCGCUGGGCUCUCUUGCUAUAUGAAGUGGUAGUGCGACGACUGUGA